Molecule: messenger RNA, 3612 nt
Organism: Lingula anatina
Lineage: Eukaryota; Metazoa; Brachiopoda; Lingulata; Lingulida; Lingulidae
Product: rac GTPase-activating protein 1-like
Biological process (GO): Rho protein signal transduction; mitotic spindle midzone assembly; mitotic cytokinesis
Cellular component (GO): spindle midzone; midbody; nucleus
Molecular function (GO): GTPase activator activity
Source: RefSeq, a predicted model, not a curated record
GAACAGUUCUGUCUGAAGAAAGAGGGACACUGAUCUUUGAAAAUAAUAAUAGACAAAACAUUGAAGAAGUAGCCUUUUAAAACCGACAGUAACAGAUCACUAAUUAAAGAUUAAUAAUACCUCACUUUGGAAUCAUGGAGUCGUCGAGCAGGCUGUCUCUUGUGGCGGCCUUUGAUGACUUGGUCAGAAAUACCACUGUACUGACUAGUGGAAUUGAAGGAGAGUUUAUAACUUUUGCGAGAAAUCAAGAAGAAUGUCGCAAGAAGUGGCUGGAGGCAGAACAACACUCUAAGAAGCUGCAUGAUAAAAUCAGAAAGUUGGAGACAGAGACCAAUGCCCUGGAGACAAAGCUCAAACAUGCCAGGAGCCAGAUAGAACAUGAAAUGAAGAAAAGAACCAAAGCAGAAUCUGACAGGGACAGUUUGGAGCGGCAGGUUGCCCUGAUCAGAGAGUUGCUGAAUGACAAGAAGAGUUCCAACAUGCUGAAUGACCAGGAUCGCGAGAAACUUGCAUUCCUCAGCACGUGCCAGGGCUCCCACAUAGAGGGUAGUCCAAGCAGAAGACUUGAAACCAUCAAUGAAUCCUCGGGCUCCGUCCUCUCUCCCUCCGACAUCAGCUAUGACAAAACAGAGGAGGACCUGGACAUCUCCUACCUCCGCAGCGGGAGGAAAUUCAAGCGUGCAUCAGCGCCACCUAUUGAGGAGGAGCACCGCCAGCACACCAAGCGCAAGAAGAGUUCCCAUGGAGGCCGUGCAGACACGUCCAUCACUGCCACUAUUCGCGUGGAUCCGAGAGGCGAUCAUGCCACGUGUGAGGUGACCAGCAACCUCCCCAAGCACAAGACAGAGACGAGAGUGUUGAGGAAGUCAUUCUCUGAGAACCAGUUGAGAUUUGAUGAAGUGGACUCUGAUGGGGAAUCAUAUUAUGGUAGAAAACCCAACAGUGCUGAGAACACACCCAGAACACCAGCGGCCAGGGGGUCUCCAGCACUGCGCACCUUCAACUCUGGCAGCAAACCUUUCGGGAACCGAGGCCACUCUUUUGCCACCAAGACAUUUGUGAAGCCAGAGACCUGCACACCAUGUGGAAAAAGGAUUAUGUUUGGAAAGCCUGGUCUGAAGUGCAAAGAUUGUCGGUGUGUGUGUCACCCAGACUGUAAGGAGCAGAUGCCAUUGCCUUGUGUUCCCGUAGGCUCUGGAACUCCUGGAAACAAGACUCGCGGGCAAGGUAUCAUCUCGGACUUCACUCCAUCCGAACCUCCCAUGAUCCCUGGAAUAUUGAUUCACUGCAUCAAUGAGAUUGAGUCCCGUGGACUGUCUGAAGUUGGCAUCUACAGAGUGCCAGGGUCUGAGAAAGAAGUUAAAGAUCUGAAGGAGAAGUUCUUGAGAGGAAAGGGAACUCCAAACUUGGGUAACAUCAAUGACAUCCACACUGUUUGUGGCUGUGUUAAGGACUUCCUGAGGCAGCUCAAGGAGCCACUGCUGACCUUCAGACUGUGGAGUGACUUUGUGAAAGCUGCAGAAAUGAAUGACCUGGAGGAACAGCUGAGUGGCACAUACCAAGCCAUCAGCAUGUUGCCACAGUCUAACAGGGACACCCUGGCUUUCCUGAUCCUACAUCUACAGAGAGUGUCGGAGUGCCUAGAGUGCAAGAUGCCAGCCAGCAACUUGGCUAAAGUCUUUGGACCCACUGUAGUCGGCUACUCCACCCCUGAGCCUGAGCCCAUGCAGAUGAUCAAUGAGACUAAGAAGCAGGCCAAGGUAAUGGAGGUGCUGCUCCAGAUCUCCUCAGACUACUGGGUCAACUUCAUCCAGGCGGACGAUGAACCUAUGUGCCCAGGGCUACUCAGGACCCCCCAGACCCCUGACCCAGUUCCUCACAGUAUGCUGGGGCCCAUAUCGACCACCCCUGGGGUGAAUGAAUCCGUCAAGAAGAAGUCCUUCUUUACACCAAGAUUCGGCAGCAAGAGUAAGACCUUGAACAAGCGCCAAGCUAAUUUCUUCUCCUCGCCAAUGCUGAAGUAAAAGUAUGUACAGUCAGAAGAACCAUUGGAAGCAUAAUGGGAACGAAUGUUAUCAGAAAAGUAAAUGGUGUAUCUGGCAGCAGGAAAACGGUUUUUGUUAGAGAUCCUGUAUUUCACAGUGUACAAACUCUUAACUUUGUUGGGGAUCAUUUCAAAGAAUAUUCCUACCAUAGUCUUUGUGUCAACUGCUGAAGUAAACGAGACGUUUAUUUUAUUUUAGUUCAUUUAUUUAUUUAUUAGUUUUGUUAAUUUUUGAUUUAAUAGAAAAGGGUGUGAGUGUCUCUUUUAAGAACGCUCUAAAAAAAGGGCAGUUCAUAUGUUCAGGUUUUUGGGGGAUUUUGAGAAAGGAGUUGUCACUUUGUAAAUAUGUAUAACUAAUGUAAAAGACGUGAGACAUGUAUUUGGAACUGACCUCGAUUUGAAAUAUUUGUAAGUAGGACUUAUCAAUCAACAAACCGAAUCAUGUCAUUUGAACCCUAAAAAGUUUUAGAUGACUUGCUUGGUUAAUGGCACAAACUAAAUUGUCAUUUUACAAAUCUACAUGGUGUAAAUUUAGGCACUAUUAACCCAUUUUGGCAAGAAAUUCUCAAAACAUUACCGUCUUAGUUUAUCAAGCUUUCCCCCAUGCAAUUUGCCCCAUUGUUAUGGAGCAAUAGAUAAAUAAAUACUCUUAUACUGUCAGCCUUGAAAGUAAGUACAAUCAACCUUGACCUUUGACACAGUCAACCUUGACCUCUUGCUAUAGGGAACCUUGACCCAAAUAUGUAUUUAUAGUAGUAUAUGUAAAAAGAAAACAUGGAGUAUGUAUAUUGUAUGCUCCACUCAACAUUUCUCUUUAUUUACAUUUAUAUCUCCUAGAAAAUAUGUAUAUUUGUUGUUAUAUUCACUUAUUUAAUCAGUAGGUAUGUUAUUACUUGGACCCUCUCAGCAGCAGUGAGAUGCAUUUGUGCAAUAAACUGAAAUGGGGAUGUUAAAUAGGUGCUAGAGAGAUUUUCAAAGGUUAGACUGAAGUGAGUCGGGGGUUUGGAAUAUGUGGUUAGUCACUGUUUAUCCUAAAUACCCAAACAGUGCAACUCUCUCUCUCUCUCUUUGAAUGAUGUCAAUUUUAAGUGUGCACAUGAAUGUUAGUUUGAGUGCUAAUUGGGCAAUUUUUACUGACAUGACAUCGAACCAAAAUUGCUCUGUACCGAGGAUAUAUGUAUGUGUGUGUAGGCUUGCCUUAUAGAAAUUGUAUGAAUUUUUCAGAUGGAAAAGUCAAAAUUCAAUGUCUCUGCACUGAAAAAGUCAACUGUGGAUAAAUCUCUCUGCUACUGGUUGGGGGUGCAAGUAUUACAUUUGUAAACUUCACUUUUAGUUUUCAUGAUAAAGAAUAGUGUUUAGGUAAAUUUUAUAUCCUCAGAAAAUGCCACAUUAUUUUGAGUUUCUCAUUUAAUUUCGUGAUUAAUUUGCUUGUAAAUUAUUAAAGUCAAACGGAAAUGGAAAUGAAUAACGACUAGGAGUGCUUUACCAAUAUUUUAGUUGAUUUCCUUUUUUUACUUUUGGCAUUUCUGAGUUUUAAAUGAAAUAAAACUCAACCAAAGUAUAAUUGC